ACAACAUAUCGCGAUAUGGGGGCGCUGGGCUGGGGCGGUAUCACGAUCUAUCGCGAUAUGGGGACGCUGGGCUGGGGCGAUGUCACGACAUAUCGCGAUAUGGGGGCGCUGGGCUGGGGCGACCUUGCGAUAUAUCACGAUAUAUUGUGGUAUGUCACGAUAUAUCGUGAUAUAUCACAGUAUAUGGCGAUGCGUCGUGAUAUAUCGCGGUGUAUCGCGAUAUGUCGCGACACGGCCCCUCCCCCCGCAGAGGGCGGCGCGGAUCCGGCGCUGAACCCCGGCCUGGCGGCGGUGGUGGCGCAGUGCCGGACACUGAACGUCCCCAAGGCCACCAUCGAGGGAGCGCUGCGGUCAGUCAGGGGUCACUCAGCACUGACCGCUGCCCGCUCUCUCCGGCCACAGGAGCGUCCGGCCGGGGGGUCGCAGGUGCUGCUGACCGCUCGGGGCCCGGGGGGGUCACUCGUGCUGCUGGACGUCCGAACCGACAACGUCCGGCGCAGCCAGGCCGAGCUCCGGACACUGCUGGGCCGCCACGGGUCAGUGCUGACCGCUGAGUGACCACUGAGUGACCCCUGAGUGACCGCUGAGU
This is a messenger RNA of Pyrgilauda ruficollis (rufous-necked snowfinch), 589 nucleotides long. Its product is annotated as probable transcriptional regulatory protein Ddes_0536. The coding region runs from base 16 to 558 and encodes 180 amino acids. Lineage: Eukaryota; Metazoa; Chordata; Aves; Passeriformes; Passeridae. The transcript has 2 exons. Gene Ontology annotation, cellular component: mitochondrion. The record is from RefSeq and is a predicted model, not a curated record.